Molecule: messenger RNA, 1221 nt
Organism: Pocillopora meandrina
Lineage: Eukaryota; Metazoa; Cnidaria; Anthozoa; Scleractinia; Pocilloporidae
Source: the annotation of a GenBank genome assembly
UUUCGUCACUGCGCUAAACAUUGCGACUGCAUUGCGUUUCAAUUCAGUGGAAAAAUAUGUGAGCUUCUGGACACGGACAUUGAUGGAGCCAUCGGGAAGCGAGUGAAAAGACCGGGAACUGUUUUGUAUCAUGUACAGCAAAACGGCGUGAGGGUAAGUUUGUGUUCUUGUAGAGUGGUUUUUGAAUAAAAUUUCGAAGACUUUUUCAAAGCUGGAAAAUAUAGAUGAUCAAGUCGAAAUUGAAUGGAAGUCCAUUUAUCAUGAUUCAUGGCGGGGAUGAGUCGCUUCGAAAUAUUCGCCUUGUAUGAAAUGAAGAGUUUCUUUGAAAAUUUUUUUCGUUGCAAUACUCAUUUUUUAAAAGACAAAAAAAGAACAACGACUCCUAAUUCUAUUCAGGGAAAUUUUAAUUUUAAUUUUAUUGCUGUUCGUGUUUGUUUUCAGGAAAAUGGCAGAUGCCUGAAUGGCUGCUGUCAAUCGAAACCUUGCCUUAAUGGAGGCACAUGCGCAGAAAAUUGCGAUGACAUCAGGAAACAAUACAACUGCACAUGUCCACAGCAUUACCAGGGAAAGAGAUGUGAGAUAUUCCAUCCAAGAGUCAAUUCAUGCCUAUCUUAUUUAAAGCUGAAACCAGAGUCUAAGUCAGGCGUGUAUAAGCUUAAUGAUACGGCUCAGAGUUAUUGUGAUUUUGACUCGAAACCCGGAAAAGUCUGGACUCUCAUCGAGUCACUCUCUUUAGGAAAUAAGGAUUUUUACAACCAAAAGCCUUUUUAUUACAACUUUCCGAGAAACGAGACAAGAUUCAACUGGAAUGAUUAUCGAGUAUCCUACCAAGCAAUGGUCAACAUCCGACACAACUCGACGCACUGGCGAGUGACGUGCAAUUUCCCGUCAGGCCUUAAUUUCACCGACUACGCACGCGCUACUCUCCAAGACACGGACAUCCUGACAUUUGUCAAUCAAGACAGCUGUCAGAGGUACGAGUACAUCUCAGUUCGAGGAAGAAGUUGCACUAAUUGUUCGGGGAUGCUUGUGCAGCGAGAUACCCAACAUAUGCAUACUGAUUCGUACUGGAGCGGAAAAAACGGUUGCUCUUGGGAUCCAAGGACAGGUGCCCUGGAGCACGAAGAUAAUUUUGGAUUCUAUGACAUUAUUAAUCCUAAACACAAGUGCACUGAAAAUUCUUUUUCCACCACGCAAUGGUGGCUUGGUGCGGAGCUCUAA